Messenger RNA from Chara braunii, 3537 nucleotides. The record is from the annotation of a GenBank genome assembly. NCBI's taxonomy places the organism in Eukaryota, Viridiplantae, Streptophyta, Charophyceae, Charales, Characeae.
AGGGAUGACGGACCUUUGGGAUUGCUUUGGCUUCCGGGGAUGACCCCGUGCGAAUGUUCGAAGGGGCAUGGCAAAUAACCUGGCGGGAGGGGUUUGAGUUUGCAGACCCGGAACAAGAUGAUGUAACGGCAGAGGUAAAAGUCGCCGCGGCAGGGGUUUUCGAGCUGCCAAACGAGGUCGUACAGACGAGUCUACCUCCGUUCCCGCUAAGACAAGUGGGAGGCAUAGAACGAGUGGAGCAGGCGGUGACUGCCGUAACUAGGCUAAAUUUUGACGAAGCAUUAAUAUAUCGAGAAUAUUAUCGGGCCUUUCUAGAGAUGGGGCCUUUCGGGGACGAACAAGGGCGCGAGGUGCUUUGUAUUCUAAGAGCAGCAGUAAAUGCUAGGCCAAGAGUUCCACAAAUAAGUGAUGAGACGAUGUGGAGAGUCAUCCGGCGAGAGGUAGGUCGGGGCGCGGCCUACAUAGAUGAUUUCUACCGACUGUACGAACAGCAAGAGGAGGCUACUGCUCCCGGGGAACUAAGCAAAAUGGCAAUGGAGGAGGAGACAGAUAACCGUAAGAGUGAAGGAGAACCAGGCUUAGAAGGCAGUGCCGCGCAAAGCGAAGGGGGGCAGAAGGACAGAGAAUCGAUAAAUCCGGAUGGUACCAAAGGGAACCGGAAGGAAAUCUUCAUAAUAGAAAGCUCGGGGAAAGCCGGGGGAAGCAGGCAAGGGACCCAAGGGACCAAGGAAGGCAUAAAUAAGGAUAGGACAAGCCCCCGAAACUCGGAAGGAGCCAUGCCUAAGAAAGUAAGGGUCACAGACACAAGGCGCAAACUAGCCGAGAUAGAGAAGAGGACCGCAGAAUAUAAGGCAAGACUGAUUGAGGAAAUGGUGACUGGGAACGAAGAAGGUCCUCUGCAGAAGGAACCCCGGGACGAACGGAAAGCCAGCCAAGCUCCGGGGCGCGGACCGCAUGCCAACUUUAUUUUGGAAAGCGACGGACGUGAUAGGGUGAACGCAACCACUCAACUGGGAACGGCCGGGAGAAGGAUUAACCGUGACACCAUUAUGGAGGAGGUCGCCGGAAGCUCUGAACCCCAGGCGGAGCCUGAGGCCGAGGAACCAGAAAAAGUCUAUGGGAAGCUUAGGGAAGAGGAGCCCGCGGACAAGGUUACCGCCGCUAAGAAGAAGUUUAGGUAUCAAAUCCCGAUCUUAACCUUGCCUGAGCUCGACGACACCAUUAGCAAGUUACUAGGAACCAUGGUGUCGGUGUCUUUUCAGGCCAUGCUGCAGGCUAGCCCUAGGUUGCUCAAAGAGCUCAGACAACUGUUGACUCGGAGGCGAGUAGGAAUAGGCGACAACCCCGAAUUACCAGAAGGGGAGAGAGAGGAGGAAGCUCCGCAAGAAGUGGCUAACCUUCAGAGGAGUCACGGGGAGUUGGAGGAUCUCGAAAAGGUCUUUGCAUACAUUCGUUUGAGCUUGCCCGACCAAGAGGGCGGAGAAGUCAUGAGAUCGCCACCCGGGACGAAGCUUAGCUUUCAUGCGCUGCGCGUAGGGAAACUGAAAAUUCAGAUCGGAAGUCAUCAUACCGACGCAUUAGUAGACGGGGGAGCAGAAAUCACUCUCAUAAGGAGAGAUUUUGCAACGAUCGCGGGAUGUACGUUGAACAAGGAAGUAACAGGGAGCAUCCGGGGAGCUGGCGGGGAAAUCCCGUUCGCUGGGUACGUCACGAAGUGUGCUGUGAAGGCAGGGGUCAGGGAAUCGAUCUGGUCGUUUCAGCGGAUGACCGUAAUGGAGGAAAUGGACCACGACAUAAUCCUCGAGAGACCUUGGUGCGCGAACGUAGAGAUGAUAGGCAUGCACUUGCACGAUGGCUCAUACAUGGUAGACAUAGAGGACCCUGUGACCGGCUGGGGAGAGCUCCUCCGACUCCUUGGAACGGGAGGAGACCCCCCGAAGGGGAAAUCGACAACAUGGUCGUCGUCGUUCGAGGAUAGCACGUCGAAAGGGGUUUUCGCACGGAUGGAUGGUAUGAGAGAAAGGGUAGAAAUCAUGAUUGAGGAAGCAUUCAACAAAAAAGAGUGGAUCAAGAUGGGCCUGCCCCAAAAGAAGAGGAGGCAGGAGGACGAAGUCCUAGGUGUUAUGGUAGCGGAAAAGGAGUCAGAGGUCCAACUUGGUGCUAGCCUGCCCAAACGGAAAGAAGUGUGCAUAGACGUGCUGGAAAUCGCACUCGAGAUCCCCGAUCUAUUGCAACUCAUCAAGGCCCUCAGAUACCACAAGGUAGGAGUGGAUUCGGGAGCCUUGGUCAAGUUCGAAAGAGAGGUGCAAAAGGGAUAUUGCCUGAAUGGGAAACUAGUUAGUAUUCAACCACGAGUCGUAGAGGCGACGGGGGCAAUUCCGACUGUUCAUUUUUUAGAAGAAAGAUCCCGGAAGGAAGUGUUCGAAAGUACAAGUCGGAAGCCGGAUCCGGCAAAAACCGACAAGAUAUCACAAUGGCCGACACCGUUGCGCACGACAACGGAGGUAAGGGCAUUCCUAGGUGUAGUCGACUUUUGGAGGAUCUUCAUUAAGAACUUUGCCAAGAUUGUUGAGCCUAUCCGAGCUAUGAUCAGGGAAGAAGGAACCAUGGAUUGGGCGGAGGAGCGAGAAGGAGCUGUCCAAAGGCUCAAGGACAUAUUGACAUCUGAGACAGUCGCCCUGUCCACGCCUUGUUUUAAUGACGAAGUGGGACGGACCUUCAUCCUAGAGACGGAUGGAGGACCUUUGGCCGUAGGAGGUGUGUUGAUUCAAAAGGAUGAGGGAGGAAAAGAGAGGCCGAUUAGGUUCGAAAGUAGAACCCUGAACUCCACUGAACGACGGUACUCACAAUUCAAGAAAGAAGUCAUAGCCAUCCUGCAUUGCCUUAAGACCUUCCAGGCCUACCUAUUUGGGAGGCGGUUCAUCUUAAGGAUCGAUCCGACGAAUGUCGCAAGGGCUCUUAAGAAUUACAGGCCUAUAUAUCCGACGGUAGGGAGAUGGGUAGGAUUCAUCUGGCAGUUCGAUUACAAGAUCGAACGGAUUGCUGGAAUCUGCAACAAGGCAGAUGGGCUGAGUCGGGUUUGCAUCACUCCCGAAGGCAUGAAGGAUGCAGAGCCCAUAGACGCCUUCCUCGAAUACGAAGGAGGGACUCUCGCGAUGGAUAACGAAAUGAUGAGCGAGGGAUGCACAUCGGGAGAGCUAUUGAUCCAGACUUUGGAGAAGGGAGCACCUGUCGUAGUAGCAGAACUUAGAAAAGGACUAGUUACCACUCGAGGACGCAGAGAAGAAAAGGACUCAUGGGGAACGAUAGUAGGACCGAAAGAGGAGCUAAUAGCAAUGGCGGUCGAAGGAGGCCGGGAGGCAGUGAUGAGCUUAGUGGAAUCUUGGGAAAGGAAAGAGUUGCAAGAGUGGUAAACCAGAUGCAGGAAGGAAAGGAUGAGGGCAAGGAAGGAGAGAAGUUUUUCUAUGUCCAAUCCUACGAAGGGCUCUUUCGGGAGAUCGGAUUGUUGUUGGUAGGAAACAAACAACCUACGGAAGU